AUGCGAUACCAGCGAAAAGUUGCGAUCACAUUGCACAACACUGCGCCGCGUGCGGACUGGGUAUUUUUGCGCGAAAUAUUUUACUGAAUUUGAAGUCCGAUCAAAAAUUCAAAGACAUGGAGUAUUUAGAUGAAAACCAGACGAGCACACAAGGCACAAUUCUGUGCUGCCAGUGUGGAACACCGAUCCAGCCGAACCCAGCCAACAUGUGUGUGGCGUGCCUGCGCACCCAGGUAGACAUAACAGAAGGCAUCCCCAAACAAGCUGUGUUGUAUUUCUGCAAGGCAUGCGAACGGUACCUGCAGCCCCCUGCCCAGUGGAUCAAGUGUGCCUUGGAGUCCAGGGAACUACUUGCACUCUGCCUCAAGAAACUCAAAGGACUGAGCAAGGUCCGACUCGUCGACGCUGGUUUCAUCUGGACCGAGCCGCAUUCCCGUCGCAUCAAGCUUAAGCUGUCCAUUCAGAGAGAAGUGAUGGGCGGGGCCGUCCUGGAGCAAGUCUUCAUCGUGGAGUUUGUCGUCCAGACUCAGAUGUGUCCUGACUGCCACCGGGUUGAGGCAAAAGACUUCUGGAAAGCUGUAGUGCAGCUCCGACAAAAGACGUCACACAAGAAGACGUUCCUGUAUCUCGAGCAGUACAUCCUGAAGCACAACAUGCACGUCAACACGCUGAACAUCAGGCAGCAUGACGGUGGACUGGACUUCUACUACACCACGAAGGACCAUGCUAGCAAGAUGGUGGAUUUCCUGAUGGGCGUGGUGCCUUGCAAGUAUAAGACAUCUCAACAACUUAUAUCCCACGAUGUGCACAACAAUACCUACAACUACAAGUACACUUUCUCCGUCGAGAUCGUGCCAGUGUGCAAGGACAACGUGGUCUGUCUUCCAAAGAAGCUAGCCCGGUCGCUAGGCAACAUCGGUCAGAUAUGCAUCUGUACCCGCGUGACCGCUGCCAUACAGGUCAUUGAUCCACUAACGUUACAAGUGGCCGAAAUUCCAGCCAACAACUACUGGCGGAGCCCUUUCAACAGCCUCUGCGAUCCGAAACAGUUAACGGAAUACACCGUGCUGCAAGUGGAACGCAUCGAAGACCGGGAAAGACGCCAUGUUGCCGGGGAAGGCUCACGGUCAAACAAGCAUUUGUUGGCCGACGUGUGGGUGAUGCGAAGCCAGGAUCUAGGGGUGUGCGACACCCAGUACCACUGUCGCAGCCACCUAGGCCACCUAUUGUCAGCCGGUGACUUGGUUACUGGUUUUGACUUCACGCGGACAAAUGUCAACGACGCGAAUCUUGAACAGAUGAAAAGCGAUGUUCUCCCCGAUGUGGUCCUCAUUAAGAAACACUAUGGCAACCACCAAAAGCGCCACCGCAGGCGAAACUGGAAACUAAAGUCGUUGCGUAAGGAGGAGGAAGGCGUGGAUCCUGACAAAGCAGACAGGGAUUACAUAGGCUUCCUUGAGGAUCUGGAGGAAGACGUGGACUACAGGAAGAACAUCAACAUCUACAAAGACCGCAGUAAGGAAGUAACGGUCGAGUCUAGCGACGAUGACGAUGCGCCCCGCAUCAGUUUGCAGGAGAUGCUUGACGACCUGCAUCUGACAGAUGACGAGGAACAGCUUGCUAUGCAGGAUGAGGCUGCUGCCAUAGCAACUCAGUGAAUUAUGGGUAGUCCAAUGAGUUAUGGGUAUUCCAAUGAAUUAUGGGUAUUCCAGUGAAUUAUUGGGUAUUACAGUGAAUUAUGGGCAGUCAGAUGCAUUAUGGGUAAUCUGGACAGUGAAUUAUGGGUAGUCCAAUGAGUUAUGGGUAUUCCAAUGAAUUAUGGGUAUUCCAGUGAAUUAUGGGCAGUCAGAUGCAUUAUGGGUAAUCUGGACAGUGAAUUAUGGGUAGUCAAGUUCUGGCCUCUUUUCUGUAUGGUUCUUGGUUGGUUCAUCUCCUAAAUACUCCGCGUGGGCGUUUAUACAGGAGGCCAGAAACACCGGGGCAAACCCCUUCUCUUAGCGAUAAGUGUCA
Molecule: messenger RNA, 2010 nt
Organism: Patiria miniata (bat star)
Lineage: Eukaryota; Metazoa; Echinodermata; Asteroidea; Valvatida; Asterinidae
Gene: nmd3
Product: 60S ribosomal export protein NMD3-like
Exons: 12
Coding region: 117-1658 (513 amino acids)
Biological process (GO): ribosomal large subunit export from nucleus
Cellular component (GO): cytoplasm; nucleus
Molecular function (GO): ribosomal large subunit binding
Source: RefSeq, a predicted model, not a curated record